Colletotrichum truncatum is the source of this 489-nucleotide messenger RNA. Its product is annotated as Dynein light chain Tctex-type. Gene Ontology annotation, cellular component: cytoplasmic dynein complex; cytoplasm. NCBI's taxonomy places the organism in Eukaryota, Fungi, Ascomycota, Sordariomycetes, Glomerellales, Glomerellaceae. Gene Ontology annotation, biological process: microtubule-based movement. Gene Ontology annotation, molecular function: dynein intermediate chain binding. The record is from RefSeq and is a predicted model, not a curated record.
AUGUCCGCCCCCACGACCGCUACUCCCCCCGUUGCCUUCAACCGCCUGAAGCAGAUUGCCACAGAUGCAUGCCAAACUGCGAUCGGCUCUGCUGAGUUCUACGACCACGCAAAGACGGAACAGUGGAACUCCCAGAUCAUUUCUUCCGUCCUGAAGGCCGUCAUCUCGGAGUCCACCCCCCAGGGCGGCUCCGCCCCUGCGUACAAGUUCGCCUGCAACUCGACAAUCGUUCAGCAUCUCGUACCUACCUCGAGCCUGAACAAGUCCAAGGGCACCUCCGCUUCCUCCGAGGAGCCGCACAUCUCCACCAGCGCCGAGUCUUCGUCCACCGGCACGGACGGCAAGCCCCACGUCGGCCGCCGCGGCAUGCACAGCGCUACCGGCGCCUACUGGGAUGAGAAGAAGGACGGCAUGUGGAGCUACAAGUACGAUGGCGGUGAGGGCAAGGGCAUGGAUGUCGUUAUCAUGCUCAUCUGGGUUGCCAUCUAA